AUGAAUCUUGCAUCCAUUUUUCAUCGCUCAUGUUUGAGUUUUCGCCCGAUACAUUUGCGUGGGUAUGCACAAAGCGCAACUGCAAUCCCUAAACGAAUAAUACAAGAUUCACCAGAAGCAGCACAUGCAAGGCGCCACUUGCUCCCAAGGACGGGUGUGAUUUUACUUAAGAAAGGAAUGACUAGUGCAUGGGACAAUGAAACAGGAAAGUGGAUCCCAUUGACGAUUUUACAAUUUGAUCGCGUCCAAGCUAUGGCGAGCCGUACAAAGGAAAAGCACGGUUAUUACGCUGUUCAAAUGGGUGCGGGCAUAAGAAAGCCUCACGCUCUUACAAAAGCUGAUCAGGGUCAGUUCUUCGCUAGUGGUGUUUUCCCUAAGAUGCAUAUUAAAGAAUUUCAAGUUCGUGAUGAAUCAGGACUCAUACCCUCGGGCACUGAAUUGAAUGCGGAUUACUUUCAACCAAAACAAUACGUUGAUAUUAAGGGAGUUACAAAAGGAAAAGGGUUUGCUGGUGUCAUGAAACGAUGGGGAUUUGCAGGAGGAAACGCGUCUCACGGUGCUUCCUUGUCGCAUCGUACUGCCGGUUCAACAGGUCAAAAUACCACCCCGGGUCGUGUUCUCCCAGGCCGUAAAAUGGCAGGCCAUAUGGGUCACAAAAGUUCAACAAUUGAACAUAUUUUAGUCUGGGAUGUAGACCCUGAUCUUAAUUGCAUUCUAGUUCGAGGUGCUGUUCCUGGACCCAACAAGAGCCCUGUCUAUGUUUACGAUACGCGCAAAAGAUAA
Messenger RNA from Schizosaccharomyces osmophilus, 783 nucleotides. It is a transcript of the gene mrpl9, whose product is annotated as mitochondrial ribosomal protein subunit L3. The coding region runs from base 1 to 783 and encodes 260 amino acids. Lineage: Eukaryota; Fungi; Ascomycota; Schizosaccharomycetes; Schizosaccharomycetales; Schizosaccharomycetaceae. The transcript has a single exon. Gene Ontology annotation, biological process: translation. Gene Ontology annotation, cellular component: ribosome; mitochondrial large ribosomal subunit. Gene Ontology annotation, molecular function: structural constituent of ribosome. The record is from RefSeq and is a predicted model, not a curated record.